UCGAUUUAGUAUUGCGGUGUCUUUCAAAUGAAACAUAAUAAAUGAACAGUUAAAGAGCUGAGCUGAGCUGAGCUGAUCGACGGACGAAAAAGUUAGAGCAAAUUAAGCGAAAGUUGAAAGAACGUAAACUGUGCAUUGUAGCUGAGUAUUUGAAAAUUUCUUAAUUCAAGGCAGCAAAAAUCGGAGAAUAAAUGAAAUUGCCGCUUGUUGACUGAUUGAGAAAAGUGAAAACUAAAAUUGGCUUUACUGGCAAAUAAAAGAAAAACGAUCGAAUUCUCAUUAAUAUUAAAUUGCAAUAUGUUUUAGUUCAAAUGAAAAAAAAAGUAAAAAUGUAUGCAAACUGUUCGUUGAGUUGAAUAUCAAUUCGAAAGCUAUUUUUGGGCAGUGAUCAUCAUUACUUUGCUGCUAUCGAAAGAACUGUUAAAAUAUAAACAAUUAAAUAGAAACUGUUAAGGUUGCAGAAAGACAUUACAAUAAAAAUAUAGACAAUUUAAUUGCUGGUGCAAUAUUUUUUCUAAAUAACAAAGCGAUUAACAACAACAAAAUGUAUAUAUCAAACUCCACCGGUGGCCUGAUGCUGCAGACGAUGCUGUAUUUGGCCAACCAGACCAGUAGAGCGGCGGUGAAUACGUUGGUUGACCUGCCGCCAGCGCAGAAGAGUGAUUUGAAUAACGUCCGGUGCUAUGGCGUCUAUGGCUGUUUUCCAUUGGAUGGUCCUUGGACCACCGAGACCCGUCAGAUCAACGUACAUCCACAGAAACCUUCCGAAAUAGAGCCACAUUACACGCUUUACACAAGCCGAAGCAUGAAAAAUCCGAAAUUCAUAGACCUAAAUGAUCCGGAGGCGAUAACGCAAAUGGGCAUCAAUCCAGUGGGAAAGAUUUUCUUCAUCUCACAUGGUUACUUAGAAAAUGGCAAUAUCGAUUGGAUGAGAGAGUUGUGCAAAACUUUGCUGCACAGCGAGGCCGAGGGUGAUGCCGCUGUUGUGCUGAUCGACUGGGGCGGCGGUUCCAGUCCACCCUAUGUGCAAGCCGUUGCGAAUAUACGACUCGUUGGUGCCAUUACCGCGCAUGUCAUUCACAUGAUUUAUGAAGAACUGCACUUACCGAAUCUGCGCAAUGUGCACGUAAUCGGCCACUCGCUUGGCUCGCAUUUGGCUGGCUAUGCCGGCUAUCAUUUGCAACAAGAUUUCAAUUUGAAGCUCGGACGCAUAACUGGCUUGGAUCCGGCGGCGCCACUCUUCUCUGAAACUGAGCCGAUUGUGCGCUUGGAUCGCUCCGAUGCCGAGUUUGUCGAUGCCAUACAUACGGACGCCAAUCCAUUGAUGAAAGGUGGUUUGGGCAUUUAUCAGCGUGUCGGCCAUGUUGAUUUCUAUCCCAAUGGCGGUUCUGAUAAUCCUGGUUGUGACGUGCGUUUGCACGAUUAUAUGAAAGGACGUUCAAGUUCCGUUUUGACCAGCAUGCAAGAGUUCCUGAGCUGCAACCACAUUCGUAGUUAUCACUACUUCACGGAGAGCGUGGAGAGCGAGUGCCCCUUCAUGGGCAUCAGUUGCGAAUCGUAUGAAGCAUUCAAGGCGGGACUGUGCGGACGUUGCGAUGAAGAUGGACAAGUCUGCAUGCGUAUGGGUCAUCAUACCUACACGGACUACAAGGAGCUGUCAGCGGCUGGUUUGAUAGACACACAGAAGCCACCCGUGUUGUACCUGAUGACGGGCGAUAAGAAGCCCUUCUGUCGCUAUCACUACCGCAUCACAGUGCGCGUUUCCGGUCACGAUCAGAGUAGCAUGCAUGGUGGCGAGAUUGGCACCAUCUCUGUGCGUCUGCACUCCAGCACGAAUAGCAAAAAGCCAGCGGAUUCUGUGCGUUUCUCCGAGAAGGCCAUGUACUUUGAGCCGGGCUUCGAAUAUAGCGCAAUGGUGCUGGGCAAGCAAAUGCGCAAUCCGGUGCCACGUGCCUCUGUUUACUGGGAAUAUCAAACGAAUUUCCUGAAUCCACUUACGUGGCGUAUACUCUCUUCGCCGCGCAUUUACCUCGAUUAUAUAAUUAUUGAGUCGCUGGAGAAUCCCGAUAUGCAGUUGCAGCUGUGUCCACUCAACCAGAACGCUGUGAUAUCCGGCGUGGAAAAUAUAAUGCAGGAGAAGUAUUGCAAAUGAUGCUCUCGCACACACACAAAAGCGUACGUAGAGCAGCCGCUAAGUGAGAAGGUGCUUCCGGUGUUGAAGUAACUACGUUAAAAUGCAUUUAAUUGAGCGCUAUGCCACGCGCUCUCCCUCUCACUCUCGCUCGCUCUCUGUCUCUGGAAAUACAAUUCAUAUAUGCCAACAAACUGAUAAGAAGAUAUAAGAAGAAGAAGAACGCUUAUCGUAAUUUCUGUACCGCUAACGAGAUACAACGCAGCAAGUCUACAAAAACAAUAAACGGCGCCCUCUAGCAGCUCACAAGUGAAGUUUGGUACAGCGUGUGCGAUUUGGAGAGAGCGCCCAUCUGGCUGCCGUUAGCGAAGUCAUCUACCUAAUUUUAUACAGCUCAUAGCGCAGAGUCGUAGUGGAGAGUUUGAUACUUGUAUGAAAUGAACUCUCCGCUAGUAGUGGAGAGUUGAAUAGUUGCAUGAAAUGAACUCUCCGCUUAGUAGUGACACACACCAUUUCGGUAGCGCUUGUACUUAUCACAUUUCGGGCCAGAAUUUCCUUUAUAUUAUUUCCUGGGAAGACUUCGAACUGUUCCUCAUCCACCAGCCUUCCGUUCGCAGGAGCAAAUCAAUUCAGUGAUUUGAGAAAUUCCUAUAGGAAUUUUAAGUCCAUUUGUAAAUAUUAACACACAUAUGUAUAUACACAUACUGACACCCAUACAUGAUGAUACACAUUCAUACAUAAAUACAUCCAUACAUGAACGCCCGCAUAUCCAUUACCUGGUUUCAGUAUAACGCUAAUAUUUAUUGAAUUAUUUAUACGAACUUAUAUUGUACCUAAUUUAUUUUUAAGUAAUACAAUGAAAUAUAUAUAUACACACACACACACACACACAUGUA
Messenger RNA from Anastrepha obliqua, 3027 nucleotides. Its product is annotated as pancreatic triacylglycerol lipase. NCBI's taxonomy places the organism in Eukaryota, Metazoa, Arthropoda, Insecta, Diptera, Tephritidae. The record is from RefSeq and is a predicted model, not a curated record. Gene Ontology annotation, molecular function: lipase activity; carboxylic ester hydrolase activity. The transcript has 5 exons. Bases 545 to 2152 code for a protein of 535 amino acids. Gene Ontology annotation, biological process: lipid metabolic process.